Messenger RNA from Pantherophis guttatus, 1027 nucleotides. It is a transcript of the gene GRP, whose product is annotated as gastrin releasing peptide. The record is from RefSeq and is a predicted model, not a curated record. Gene Ontology annotation, molecular function: neuropeptide hormone activity. Lineage: Eukaryota; Metazoa; Chordata; Lepidosauria; Squamata; Colubridae. Gene Ontology annotation, biological process: neuropeptide signaling pathway.
GGCAUAUAAAAGCGGGUCAGCCGGCGAGACGGAGCAGUGCCUCGCUCAGGCUCCGCAAGGCUUGGACCUCCCGUCACCUCCCUGCUUAGUCUCGCCUCCUCGACCGAGCGCUCGGGCGGACUCUGCCCCGCGGUAACCCAUUUCUACGCAUCCAAGCCAGCCCGCUCCGAUGGCCCGCCCGGAGACCUCGCCGCUCGUGCCGAAGCCCCGCGGGCAACUCUUCUUCCCGCUCCUGGCUCUCGUCUCCUUCGCGCUCCUCCUGCAAGGGCGCGGCGGGCGGGCGGCUUCUUUGCAGGGCGUCGACGGAGCGCCCCCGAUGGCCAAGAUCUACCCCCGAGGCAGCCACUGGGCAGUGGGGCACUUCAUGGGGAAAAAGAGUACUGGAGAUUUUCCUUACAUAUAUGAAGACCGUCAAGAGAUGCCCUUCCCUUUGCUGCCAGAUAACGCCAAACAGCUGGGCAGCUAUAUGCAGCAGGGCGAAUCCUUCAAGGAGCUGCUCAAACACAUGGAAGAGGAUGAAGAUCAAAAUACUCAGGUUCUCCGGGAAGAGCUGCCCUUUACUUCUAAGAAUGUUUGGGGGACAGAGGAAAACAGCAGCUUCAAAGAUAUGGUGGAGCUCCUGUUGCAAGUACUGGAUAAAAAGGAAAGCACUCCAAGUUGAAAUGACUGCCAUCCAGCGCUGAAAACAUAGAAUAAUGUCUUUAAGAGACUAUUGUUUCAUAAGCAUUUUAUUGUACAUGAUAACUAAAUAAUUAUCUUUUCUGUUAAAACAAGAUUUUUUCCCCCCUUCAGUGUAGAGGAACCUAUUUACUUGUUUCUCCUAACAAUGGCUACACUUCUCCAACAGCUUUUCCCCUUUCCAAGCAACGUUUUUCUCGCUUGAAUUGCUUUGUUGUACAUAAUUGUCAAUGAAGGGUCUUCCAAUUCUCUGACAAUACUUUGCCAUAUCUCUCUUCAAUCCCUGCAUCUUUUACCUUGCGAUCAUCCUGUAUUUCAAUAUCCACAAUAAAUAAAUAUAUAUAUUUAA